Aspergillus melleus is the source of this 1219-nucleotide messenger RNA. RefSeq lists its product as uncharacterized. The transcript has 2 exons. Gene Ontology annotation, molecular function: O-methyltransferase activity. The record is from RefSeq and is a predicted model, not a curated record. The coding region runs from base 1 to 717 and encodes 238 amino acids. NCBI's taxonomy places the organism in Eukaryota, Fungi, Ascomycota, Eurotiomycetes, Eurotiales, Aspergillaceae.
AUGACAAACCGCCUCUUCUGCGAGCCGAGCCCGGGUUUCGUGGCCCAUAAUGCCGCCUCGGUCCUCUUGGUCACGUCGCCUGCCCUGAACGACUGGGUUGGGUACACCUCCGAGGAGACCUAUCCCGCCUCAGCCAAGCUGGUCGAGGCCACCGAGCGCUACGGCUCCAGCCAGCUCGCCAACCAUGCCGCUUACAACAUUGCCUUUGACACCGACGAGCCCAUGUUCGUACACCUGCAGCACUUCCCGGAGCGGGAGCGGCGGUUCGCAAACACCAUGGUUGAGAUGACCUCAACGGAGGGAUAUGGUGUGCAUCAUCUGGUGGACGGUUAUCCGUGGGAGGAGGUCGAGGGCACAGUGGUGGAUGUCGGUGGUUCAACAGGCCAUGCGAGCGUUGCCAUCAGCCACAAAGCCCCCAAGGCCAGGUUCGUAGUCCAGGACGUCGAGGGGGUCGUUGAACAGGGCCGCGCCGCCUUGCCUCCUGGGCUGGUAGAACGCGUCACUUUCCAGACCCACGACUUCUUCACCCCACAGCCCGUCACAGCAGAUGUCUAUAUCCUGCGCUUCAUUUUGCAUGAUCAUCCCGAUGCCCGGGCUAUCGCGAUCCUGCAGAAUCUCCUCCCUGCGAUGAAGAAGGGCAGUCGGGUGAUUCUCAAUGAAGGGGUGCUGCCGGAGCCAUUAAUACUCGGAAAGAGUGAGGAGAGAAUUGCACGGUAGAUGAUGUGUUGCUUUGAGUGGCCCAGCAGAUAGCUAAUCUAUGUAGAAUUAUGGACAUGGAAAUGAUCACGACCUUUAACGCGCGGGAACGCCCGCUUGAGGACUGGAAGAAGCUGUGCCAGGAUGCACAUCCCGGACUGCAAUUACGGCGCUCCUACAAGCCAGCUGGGAGUAUAAUGUCCAUCAUGGAGUUUGUCAUGGAAGAAUAGUAAGCACAGGCUCGUGUUGGGCCUUAGCUGCUCAGAGUUUCAAUAUCAAUGGAUCCAUAUAUUUCUUGAUACAGUUAUCGUUUUCCCACAUAAGACGAUCCUCAUGGGUACCAACAAUUGGCACCAUCUAAAUACGCCUAUAUCACCUAUUCUUGAUGGUGUGCAACGUGCGCAUUAUUCAUGAGGUGGAUUACGGGAUCUCUAUCUGGGAGGCUUCUGUGUGAGGUUCUAGUUUAUGUCAAAACUAUUAGUCCUCAAUAGCCUACUAUGUGAUUAUUGUUCAUUGAAAUUGG